AUGAACAGAGUUUCAGUUUGGCAAGAAUUUAAUGCAUGUCAAUUUCUUGUUUCAUUUUGCUUACUUAUCUUCAGUAUUCUUUAUGCUUUUCGUGAACAGUUAUUUAUACUUUGGCCAUAUUGGUUAGUCUUUCUACCAUUAUUUAUUUGGAAAAUCUUGGCAAUAUUAGGAGCUAUUAUUGGAAUUUUUACAUAUUGUUGUAUUCGACCGAGAAAUCGUGAACGUAAUUCACCAAUUCAUUGUCGAGCAUUAUUUUUAAAUUUAAUUGAAACAAUUCUUUUAUUUCUUUUUGAAUUUUUAAUAUGUUAUAAUCUUGAACAACCAAAGGAUUCAGAAUAUCGUUUAACAUGGAUUGUUUGUUUUCUACCAUUAAUUGUUCUAUCAAUUAUAUCCGUAUUUACUUAUGUUUGGUUAUUACGUCAUGGUCGUUCCUGGGAGAUUCAAGCAUUAUUUGUUGUUAAUAUUCUACAAUUUAUUUUUUUUGCUCUUAAAUUAGAUAAUAGUAUUCUUACAUGGAAUUAUGCGGCAGUAUUUAUUCCAUUAUGGAUUGUCAUGGGUAUAUCUAUUAUUUUUUGUAUUGGUCGUAUUAUAUGGACUUUUGUACAUUAUUAUCGAAAUGAUAAUCAUCAAAUUCCUAUGAGUCAACAACAAUUACAUCGACGAUGUUGUCAAAUUUUAACAAGUCCAACUGUUGGUCAUAUAUGUGUACUUCUAUUUUUACUUAUUUUUCAAAUACUGUUAGUCUUCUAUUUGGAACGCUCUAUUGCUCUUUCAUUUAUUGUUGUGUGUUUACCAUUGUAUAUUGCAUUAAUAAUACUCAUUUAUAUGUCAUUUGGUAGUCGAGUACCACCUAAUCAUUGGUGGUUUGGUCUACGACAAGAUGCAUGUGGAUGGCUUUUACAUUUAUGUCCAAUAUUUGAAACUUAUGCAAAUAUUGAAUAUCAUUUUACUACAUCAGAUUCUCCAUCAUUACCAACGCAUAAUAUAUCUUCAACAACAGCAAAUCCAUCGAUAAUAUCAACAGGACAUUUAAAUCGAAAUAUCGAAAGUACUCGUCGAUUUUUUUUUCGUAAAAAAUCACCAUCAUUUUGUGAUCAAUCAAAAGUUGAUCAUGAUGAAAAUGAUUUAUUAACAACUGUAUUUUUAUCACCAUCGAAUAUCCUAAAAUUACACGAACCCGAUUAA
Molecule: messenger RNA, 1185 nt
Organism: Adineta steineri
Lineage: Eukaryota; Metazoa; Rotifera; Eurotatoria; Adinetida; Adinetidae
Source: the annotation of a GenBank genome assembly